Mytilus trossulus (common blue mussel) is the source of this 5198-nucleotide messenger RNA. Its product is annotated as isoleucine--tRNA ligase, cytoplasmic-like. Gene Ontology annotation, molecular function: isoleucine-tRNA ligase activity; tRNA binding; aminoacyl-tRNA deacylase activity. The record is from RefSeq and is a predicted model, not a curated record. NCBI's taxonomy places the organism in Eukaryota, Metazoa, Mollusca, Bivalvia, Mytilida, Mytilidae. The coding region runs from base 120 to 3944 and encodes 1274 amino acids. The transcript is spliced from 31 exons. Gene Ontology annotation, biological process: isoleucyl-tRNA aminoacylation.
GGUCAAGUCAACAUGUGCUGAUGCAACCGGCAGAUAAGUUAUUUUUAUCUGGUAUUCAACACUAUAGGGCAAGUGAAAGUUUGUCAUUAACUUGAAUGUUUAAUAAAACACUAGAGUAAAUGGCUCAACAAGUUCCUGAGAAGAUUUCUUUUCCUCAGGAAGAGGAGAAAGUUCAGGCUCUCUGGAAAGAAAUUGAUGCAUUCAAAACAUCUCUAAAGCAGUCAAAAGGGAAACCAAAGUAUACUUUUUAUGAUGGACCCCCUUUUGCCACAGGUUUGCCUCAUUAUGGCCAUAUUCUAGCAGGUACCAUUAAAGAUGUAAUGACCAGAUGGGCCCAUCAGAGUGGAUUUCAUGUAGAGAGAAGGUUUGGAUGGGAUUGCCACGGUCUGCCUGUUGAGUAUGAAAUAGAUAAAACAUUGGGCAUCAAAGGUCCAGAAGAUGUAGCUAAGAUGGGUAUAGAGAAUUACAACAAUGAAUGUCGUAAAAUUGUUAUGAGAUAUUCUAAAGACUGGGAGCAUAUAGUAACAAGGUUAGGUAGAUGGAUUGACUUUGAGAAUGACUACAAGACCAUGUAUCCUUGGUUCAUGGAAACCAUUUGGUGGGUGUUCAAAGAACUGUUUAACAAUGGUCUCGUUUAUAGAGGUUCAAAGGUGAUGCCUUUUUCUACAGCUUGUAAUACACCUCUGUCAAACUUUGAGUCAGGACAGAAUUAUAAAGAUGUUGUAGAUCCAGCAGUGAUAGUGAGUUUCCCGCUCAUAAGCAAGCCAGGAGUAUCUGCCAUUGCAUGGACAACCACACCAUGGACACUCCCUAGCAAUCUCUCAUUAUGUGUCAAUCCAGAUGCAGAUUAUGUUCAAGUAAAAGACAAGGCAACAGGGAAGAUAUACAUAAUGAUGGAAGCCAGAUUAGAGGCUUUGUUUAAAGCACCAGAGGAAUAUACUAUUAUGGAGAGAAUGAAAGGAAAAGCAUUAGAAGGCUUGAAGUAUGAACCUAUUUUCCCUUACUUUAAAUAUAUGGGAGAGAAAAUGAAUGCCUUUAGGAUUUUGAAUGACGGCUAUGUAACAUCUGAAAGUGGUACAGGAAUUGUUCAUCAGGCUCCUUAUUUUGGAGAGGACGAUUACAAAGUAUGUUUGAAGUAUGGAAUCAUCACUAGAGAUAUGCAGAUCAUUUGUCCCGUGGACGCUAGUGGAAAAUUUACAGAGGAAAUUACAGAUUUCAAGGGUCUACAUGUCAAGGAUGCAGAUAAACUUAUUAUGAAAAAACUAAAAGAUAUUGGUAAAUUGGUGCAUCAAGGACAAUGUAAACAUAACUAUCCUUUCUGUUGGAGAUCGGAGACACCACUGAUUUACAAGGCAGUUCCCAGUUGGUUUGUACGUGUAGAACAGUGCACAGAACAGCUGCUAGAAAACAAUUCAAAGACAUACUGGGUACCUGAGUUUGUAAAAGAAAAAAGAUUUGCUAACUGGUUGAAAGAUGCAAGAGAUUGGGCUAUUUCCAGAAAUAGAUAUUGGGGAACUCCCAUCCCUAUCUGGAUAAGUGAUGAUGGAGAAGAGAUUGUUUGUGUUGGAUCCAUUCAAGAAUUGAAAGACCUUACAGGUGUAGAAGUAAAGGAUCUUCACAGGGAAACGGUGGACAAAUUAACAAUACCUUCAAAGUUGGGUAAAGGAACCUUAAAGAGAACACCAGAAGUGUUUGAUUGUUGGUUUGAGAGUGGAAGUAUGCCCUACGCACAACAACAUUAUCCGUUUGAACAUAAGAAAGACUUUGAUGACACUUUCCCAGCUGAUUUUAUUGCUGAAGGAAUUGAUCAAACUAGAGGAUGGUUUUACACUUUGUUAGUGUUAUCAACUUUGCUGUUUGGAAAACCACCCUUCAAGAAUCUCAUUGUGAAUGGACUUGUCCUUGCUUCAGAUGGACAGAAAAUGAGUAAGAGAAAGAAGAAUUAUCCAGAUCCAUUGACUGUUGUAAAUAAAUAUGGAGCUGAUGCACUUAGAAUGUAUUUAUGUAACUCACCAGCAGUCAGAGCUGAUUCCCUAAGAUUUAAGGAGGAAGGUGUGGAGAGAGUGCUAAAAGAUGUAUUCCUACCCUGGUACAAUGCAUACAGAUUUUUUAUGCAGAAUGUUGAGCGACUGGAAAGGGAAGAGGGUAUAAAAUUUGUGUACAGUGACAGUAAAACCGACAAGCCCACAAAUGUAAUGGACAGAUGGAUUCUAUCAUUCACACAGAGUUUGCUGAAGUUUGUCAAGGAGGAAAUGGGAGCCUACAGACUUUACACAGUGAUGCCAAAAUUGGUGAAGUUUGUAGAUAACUUGACAAAUUGGUAUGUUAGAAUGAACAGGAAAAGGUUAAAGGGAGAUGGUGGAGCUGACGAUUGUUACAUUGCCUUGGAAACUUUGUUCAGUGUUUUGUUUUCAAUGGUCAGAGUUAUGAGUCCUUUGAUCCCUUUCAUCACAGAGCACAUGUAUCAGAACUUAAAACAUUUGCUAGAGUCAGACUCUGCCAAGGAUUCUAGAAGUGUUCAUUUCUUGAUGAUCCCAUCACCAAGGGAAGCUUUAAUUGAUGCAAAGAUUGAGAGAGCUGUUUCUACCAUGCAGUCAGUUAUAGAACUUGGUAGAAUUGUAAGGGAAAGGAAAACUUUACCUAUCAAGUACCCCCUGAAAGAGGCUGUAGCCAUCAGUAGAGACCCAUCUGUAGUGGAAGAUGUGAAAUCAUUAGAAAGAUAUAUUCUUGAGGAACUAAAUGUGAGGAAAGUCACAACAACAACAGACAAAUCUAAAUAUGGUGCACAUAUGGAAGCUGAUGUCGAUUUUAAAGUAUUGGGGGCAAGACUGAAAGGAGAUGUUAAAAAAGUUGUUGCUGCUGUCAAGAAACUAUCUAGUGGUCAAUUGGAGGAAUUCCAGCAGACAGGUACCAUAGUGGUAGAAGGGUAUACCCUAGAGGAGGAAGAUCUAAAAAUAGCCUACAAGUUUGAUUCUACUGCAGAUGUCACACCUGAUCAGUAUGAAGCUCAUUCUGAUAAAAAGGUGUUGGUACUAAUGGAUGUAUCACCUGACCAAAGUAUGUUGGACGAAGGAAUUGCUAGAGAAGUUAUUAAUCGUGUCCAGAAACUUAGAAAGAAGGCGGGACUGGUUCCUUCAGAUGACAUUACUGUAUUCUACCAGGCAUCAGGUAACCUGAACAACAUUAUAACCACAUUCUUAGAUUACAUCAAAACAGCUCUGAAGCAGCCGUUAUCACCUUAUCCUGUGGUUGGUAGUAUGGAGAAAAUCAUUGAUGAGUCUCAAAAGGUGAAGACAGACAUGUUAGAUUUAACAAUAGUAAAAGGACAUGGUGGGAAAGACAGUGGACUGGUUACCUGUACAUUAACACCUAGACUGGAACCUGCUCCUGUUAAGAAUGGAGUAAAACCAGCUUGUAGUUAUAUCAAUGUAGAACUUAUUGGGUGUGGUCCUCAAGAAGGGGUAUUUGGUAACCAAGGAACCAUACUACUGGAGAAUCCUAAAGGUUGUAUGAUCUCCAGUGUAGAGAAGCUCAAAGAACAGAUGAAAUUAUUAUUUGGAUUAAGAGGAAGACGUGUAGACAUUUUCACAGACAAUUCAUUAACAAAAGAACUUUCUGGUGCGGCAAAAGUGUCAAGUUUAAAUGGACAGACUAUUUAUCUUGCUCCUUAUACUGGUGCACUCACGGGACUUUGUGCUCCACCCUCAGUGUCUUCUCCAUACUGCCAUUUUGCAAAUGUUAACGAUAAACAAAUGGGAUGUGUGCUGUUGGAAAAUCCAAGAGGUCAAAAAUUUUCUGUUGAAGAAGUUUAUAAACAGGUGCAGAAAUUGUACAAUAAAGAUGGAAUAAAACUCAGCCAAUCAGCAGAUAAGAAGAAAACUCUGUCGUCUGCUUCAGUCAAAGAUGUCUUUGAGCUUCAUUCAACAACAUUAUAUCUAUCUUGAUGAAUGUUUGUGUUAGGACAUUGUUGAAUGGCACACAGAACUUAUUUAUAAAGCAACAUUUAAAAAUACAUAUAAAUCCCAAAGUGUUAGUGUUUUGUUUGUCCGACAUAAUUGUGAUUUUAAUUUAUUUAAAUAAUUCUUAGAAAAAAAACAAGUUUGAAAUUCAUCAAUAACUAAAGAUUUUUAUCUGUAAUGAUUGCUUCUGUUCCUGUUGUAUCAACUAGGAUAUUGCAUUGAGACAAAGUUACUUCUUUUUACAGAAUUCCGUUUUUAUGAGUUAUUAUAAUGAUAAUUUAAAGACAUAUACAUUUUUAACAAUCUCUUAUAUAAAUUAUUAACUAAAGAUUUUACAGUUCAUAAAAAGAGGAAACCCUUCUCUACUUAAUCUGCUAUCUUCAUUUAAGUUUUAAUUCCAGGGAUUCUGUUCCAGUACGUUUCAUGAUUGGUUGAACAUUCUGAUGUUAAUUAGGACUUAAAUAACUACAUUAGCAAAUUUUUGAAAUUUUAUUUUUUUCUGAAAUAGAAAGAGAAAACAAUACACCUUAUCGCCAUUACUGGACAUCACACAUGUUCUCCUAAAAUUGUGACAUCAUAAUACUAAAUAUCUGAUGCCACAAUGGAAAAGUGAUUGUUGUCUGAGGUUACAAAAAAUUCAAGUGGGACAUAUUCUCAGGUCAGCUGGGAAAAGCGAUAAGGUGUAUAGGAAACUUCUAAGAUAGUUUCUUAACAUCUAAUCCCAUUUUACACACACCAGCUACAUGAUUACAGAAGGGAUAUUUUAGAUAGGUUAUCUACAGGAAAUAUCGCCUUUCCUGACCAUAGGUAUUUAGCGGGGCGAGGGAUCAAAAUAGAAAGGUGGUGGAAUAGUUAAUCUUAAAAUCCUUCUUAUGAAAAAGAUCGGAUAAAUGCAUAGAAACAUGUCUUGUGAUACGACUUAGCUCCAUGAUGAAACAGCCAGUAGCUUGAAUCUCCCAGAGUAUUUAUAGUGUUUAGUGACAACCAUAUUUAAUUGUGCACAUACUUUCUGUGGUGCCAGGUCUUUCUCUUUUUACUUCUAUUUGCAAAGAAUGUUGAAUUGUUAGUUUAUUAUUGUAGUGUGCUAUUUCUUUAAAAUAAUAGAUACUAAAAUUAAGAAUUUGUGUUCUGUUUUUUAUUAGAUUAUUUAUAUGGAAAAUUAAUUAUACAGAUAAAGUGCUAAUUUAAUUUAAUAUAUUUAUGUUUAUCAUGUACUUGUUGAAAAUACAUAUACUUUUA